Pipistrellus nathusii (Nathusius's pipistrelle) is the source of this 1398-nucleotide messenger RNA. NCBI's taxonomy places the organism in Eukaryota, Metazoa, Chordata, Mammalia, Chiroptera, Vespertilionidae. The record is from the annotation of a GenBank genome assembly.
AUGGAGACAAGGCGUGUGCUGUGUGUCCUGUGCCUCCUGCCUUUUCUCGUGGUUCCCGUCCCGGCGGAACCAGAGCAGAGCCGUGCCGAGCAGAGGAAGCUCAGCGUCACCAGAAACAAGAUCAUGACGGCGCAGUAUGAGUGCUACCAGAAAAUCGUGCAGGACCCCGCCCAGCACGCCGAAGGCACGCACUGCAACCGGACGUGGGACGGCUGGCUGUGCUGGAACUACGUGGCGGCCGGCACCGAGUCCGUGCAGCACUGCCCCGACUACUUCCAGGACUUUGACCCCUCAGAGAAGGUCACGAAGAUCUGCGACCAGGACGGACACUGGUUCCGACACCCGGCGAGCAACCGGACGUGGACCAACUACACGCGGUGCAACACCAACACCCACGAGCGGCUGCAGACGGCGCUGAAUUUGUUCUACCUGGCCAUCAUUGGACAUGGAUUAUCUAUCGCGUCGCUGCUCAUCUCACUCGGCAUAUUCUUUUAUUUCAAGAGCCUGAGUUGCCAGAGGAUUACUUUGCACAAAAACCUGUUCUUCUCCUUCGUCUGUAACUCCAUCAUCACCAUCAUCCACCUCACGGCCGUGGCCAACAACCAGCCCCUGGUGGCCACGGAUCCGGUGGGCUGCAAGGUGUCCCAGUUCCUGCACCUCUACCUGAUGGGCUGCAACUACUUCUGGAUGCUGUGCGAGGGCGUGUACCUGCACACGCUCAUCGUGGUGGCCGUGUUCGCCGAGAAGCAGCACCUGCUGUGGUACCACUUCCUCGGCUGGGGGUUCCCGCUGAUCCCCGCCUGCACGCACGCCGUGGGCAGAAGCCUGUACUACAACGACAAGUGCUGGAUCAGCUCCGACACACACCUGCUCUACAUCAUCCACGGCCCCAUCUGCGCCGCCCUGCUGGUGAACCUCUUCUUCCUGCUGAACAUCGUGCGUGUGCUCAUCACGAAGCUCAAGGUCACGCACCAGGCGGAGUCGCACCUGUACAUGAAGGCCGUGCGCGCCACCCUCAUCCUGGUGCCGCUGCUGGGCAUCCAGUUCGUGCUGCUGCCCUGGCGGCCGGAGGGCCGGCCGGUGGAGGAGGUGUACGACUACGUCAUGAACAUCCUCAUGCACUACCAGGGUCUUCUGGUCUCGACGAUUUUCUGCUUCUUUAACGGAGAGGUGCAGGCCAUUCUCAGGAGGAACUGGAAUCAAUACAGAAUCCAGUUUGGGAGCGGCUUUGCGCACUCGGACGCCCUCCGCAGCGCGUCCUACACGGUGUCCACCAUCAGCGACGGGACGGCGUACAGCCACGACUUCUCCAGCGAGCACUCCAACGGCAAGAGCGCCCAGGACAUGGAGAACGUGGCCUUCAAGCCGGAGAAGCUGAAUGACUACAUCUUACAGUAG